This is a messenger RNA of Pediculus humanus corporis (human body louse), 4146 nucleotides long. RefSeq lists its product as uncharacterized. The transcript has 16 exons. Gene Ontology annotation, biological process: protein localization to phagophore assembly site; endoplasmic reticulum to Golgi vesicle-mediated transport. Bases 1 to 4146 code for a protein of 1381 amino acids. The record is from RefSeq and is a predicted model, not a curated record. NCBI's taxonomy places the organism in Eukaryota, Metazoa, Arthropoda, Insecta, Psocodea, Pediculidae. Gene Ontology annotation, cellular component: cytoplasmic vesicle; phagophore assembly site; TRAPPIII protein complex.
AUGUCGCAAAUAGAUCCUUUUUCUUAUGUUCAACGUUCGUUUCCACCUAUGGUGGGUUGUUUAAGCAGUUCUUCAGUUGAGCAAAUUUGUCAAAAAAACAACCUGUCUUUUGUGGAAAUGCUUCGUCCUUUUUGUUUAGUUAAUAUUGAACACCGCCUUCGAGACCCUUCGGGUAACGACCAUCCAAUCGAAAAAUUAUUAAUUAAUAUUCAGGAUGUUAAUGACAGGCCUCCACAACCUUCUUUAGCCAAAAAAAUUUUAAAUGAAUCAGUCAAUAACUUUGUAUAUGACAAUAAAACAGUGACUAUGGAUAAAGUAAUUUUGGAAGUGCCUGCAGUAUGUCCAUGGUUUCAAUCUUGGAAAAGCACUUUUUUACAAGUCCAGUUUCCUUCUGAUCACGAGUUUUUAAGGCAUUUAUUAGGUUGUUUAUUAGUCACCUCAUCUGUUGAUCCUCCAGAAACUUUGCAAUUAUUACUACAGUCUUUACAACAAAUGCAAGCAAUCGCUCCUUCGAGACUUCCAAAGUGGUUUUCAUCAUCUAUAUUUAAAUUUUAUGUAUUGAUCCAUGAUUCAAAAGAUGGAAAUAGAGCAAAGGCAUUAAAUUUUUUCAAUUCUCUUAAAACAGCAUAUGGCUCAGAACAUUGUUUUUUCUUAGAGAUAAAUUCACAAAACCAGAGUAACAAUUCAUCAUCUACUCCAGAUUUUUGGAGCAAUUAUGUAUCGAGAAAAAAUAUAGAUCUGGAUGGUAGUGAUCAUGGAAGUAGCCCAAGAACUCCUGCAGAAAUGUACAGUAUUUCAGGAAUGCCAAAUUCAGUGGCUACAGAAACUGAAAUGAAUAUUAAAUCGAAAGAUUUACAGGAAACUUCUCAAGAAUUUGGAAAUGCACCAACUCCUGUUGUUUUUCAUCCUUUAAGCCCUGAUUUAGAAAUAAAUCAAUAUAAUUCUUUAAAUUCUGAUCAAUCUAAUUCGACUGAGUUGCCAAAAGUUGUGAAUGAUAAUGUGUGGCUCAGUGUGACGAACAACAUUCAAUUUGGUUCUUGCCUAAGUCUUGGAGAUAUAGAAAAUAUUAAAUUAUUAGUUAAGCAAUUAGCUCUUGAAGUUCUAAUACCUCACGUUGAAAAGCAAAUUUAUUUCUUAUCUGAUAUGGCAUCAAACAAAAAAGGAGUUAGUAGAUCAUUAUUAAGUGCUACAAAAAGACUUUUUGGCACAUCUAAACCGGGUUCACCUGGAUCUGCUCCUUUGAACUCAGUUAUUUACAAUUACGACUCUCCAGAAUUAAUCUUCAGAAAAUUGGGAGAUUUAUAUUUUAUGUUCACUAAUUAUUCUUUAGCAUUCCAGGCUUAUCAUUCGGCUAAAAGAGAUUUUGGAGCUGAUCAAGCGUGGAUAUAUUAUGCAGGUGCUCUUGAAAUGGCUGCUUUGUCUUCUUUUAUGCAAGGAGAAGUCACAAAAAAAGUUUUGGAUUAUAUGGAAGAAGCCAUUUUAAUUUAUUUAAAUUCUUGUAAAUUGCCUCAAUUUGCAACAAGGGCAACUUUGCUUAGCACUCCAUUUUUAAGAGAUCGCUUUAUGUACGGGGAAGCUGCGAAACAACUUAUAAGAAUGGCAAGCGAAGAUUCUGAUCUUCGAAGUGCUUUACUAUUAGAACAGGCAUCUUAUUGUUUUUUAUAUUCUACAAAACCGAAAAUGUAUAGAAAAUAUGCUUUUCACAUGGUACUAGCGGGGCAUCGUUUUUCAAAAGGAGGUCAAAAAAAACAUGCUCUUAGAUGUUAUAAGCAAGCAUUCCAGUUGUAUAAAGACAAAGGUUGGAGCUUGGCUGAGGAUCAUAUUCAUUUCACUGUAGGAAAACUUGCGGGAAAUCUAAAGUUACUAGAUGAGGGUUCUUCUUCUUUGGCUUCAUUAUUGUCACCCGAAAGCAAGCAAGCGCCGGCUCAACAAGACGUUUAUUUAAGAGAAUAUUUACAAAUGCUUUCGGAAUUAAAAAAUGAAGAGCCAAACAAAGGCCUAACCACUCUGCCAAUUCCUAUUAUUGAAGAUAACAGCGUUCUUGUUUUAGUUUCAUCUUCAAAGUCGACGUUAUUAAGAGCAUUUGAACCUGAUUCACCGGCAGAUAGUGUACGGUGGUCGAGAAUGGAGGAAUUAGCCAUCACUGAAUCCCAAGGUCCUCCUAUGAUUUUUCGGCCUACUAUUCAUCUAUUUUCUAAAAAAACACUCAACACAAACAAUCCUGUUGUUGUAGUAAAUGAGCCAAUAUUUGUUCAAGUAUCUCUAAAAAAUCCAUUACAAAUCGCCUUGCCUCUACUACAUGUUCAGUUACUUUGGAAUUUCACUGAUGUUAACGGACAAAUCACGUGUAAUGAAAAUUCAGAUAAUAUUUCUGAAUCUUUAGUCAAAACAAACAUAAUCGAGAGUAUUCAGCUUAAACCUUCAUGCACUCAAGAAGUAACACUUAGUUUAAUUCCUCUCUGUCCGGGUCAAAUAGAUAUUUUAGGAAUGCUUUAUUCAUUGUCAUACUCUUCUUCACCCCUCAAUAAUCAGCAAUCAUCCACCACAAUCACCGAAAUUAUGGGUAAACAAAAAUUCAUGGUUAGAGGGCCGAAGAAAAAAAGCAAAAAUAACAAAAGCGAAACCGUUUUCGAAAAAGAUAAAAGAUUGGAAAUAAAAAUUGUUAAAACGGCUCCAUUUUUAAUGAUAAAUUUAGAAACAAGCAUCAAGUCUGAAAUGCUUAGCGGAGAAAUUCAAGAGGGUCGUUUAAAAUUAGUCAACAUCGGAAAUGGACAUUUAAAAAAUUUGUUUAUGGUCAUAAGUUCACCGAAAUUUUUAUCCAUACCUCAAGAUUUAAUAGAAAAAGAAAGGACUGUUCACGAACCUGUUUUAGAUGAUUUUAUCGGGGAACAGAAUUUUUUAAAAGAAAAAAGCAAUUUAUAUAGAGUCAUAAAAAUUUCGUUGAAAGAUGGGCUGCUGAAUGCGAAUCAAGAAAUGUUCAUACCUUUUUGGGUUCGAGCUCCGGAUAAAAAAGGUUUGGCUAAAGUGGACACCUUAUUUUACUAUGAAAAUAUGGAAAAAGGAGAUGGAUUAGGGCAUAGGGUUAGUAGAUAUUCCUUAGUUAUGAACAUAUAUCGAUCACUUCAAUUUUCCGCUGUCGCGUCUAGAAGUACUUUGUGUGAAAAUAAGGAUACGAUGAAUAUAAGUGUCGCAGUAAAAAAUUUAAAUGAUAAUAACGAUUCGAUUGAUACCGUUAUUUCUUUGCUUCAAAUGUCGCUUGUGAGUUCAAAAUGGAUGCUUAGCGAAAAAGCUGUUUAUUCCUCAGAAUUAAAAUUAAAAAGCCAAGAGUGCUACUAUCUUCUUGUCAGGGCUUUUCGCACUUCGACCGAAGAUGUAGCAGUAACGGAUUGUUGUUUUGAAAAAAAUUUAGUUUCCCCGGGAAGCGAGCAACCCUAUUACGAUUUUUUUAAAUGGGAUAUUUUCGGCGAAAAGAAAGAAAAUUCAACCGAACUUUUUCAAUUGCCUUUAGGGUUGAGAUGGAGUGCAAAAAUAAUGGAAAAUGACGUGGAGACAAGGUGCACUUCCGGUCAGAGUUUGGUGAUUUUAAAUCAAUUGGGCGAUACGAAAACUUGGCCUUUUGAAAUGGUAUCGGAAUUAAAUUUAGGCACCACCGAAACUCUUAAAAUAUUUGGACCGGAAAGACCGAUUAAAUUAAGUAACAAAGGCGUAAAAACGACGCAUUUGGAAAACGCUCUUUCCUACAGCCUAGUUCACGAGCAUCAAAUAACGCAUUCUUUUCAAAAAAACAGAAUAUGUCGCGUAGACAUGAAAUUGAUAUUGAAAAAUUGCGUGGAUUUUCCCGUGAAAGUUGUCGUGAAUUCGUUGGAUUCAAGAUUGUCGAAACCUCCAGUUUCAAAAACGCAUUUAUACACUCCCUACUCUUCGUCAACUUUCAGUUGGACAAACAGAUUAAAUUCAUUGUUAAAAAUUGAUGGUCACGAUCAAACAUACAUUGUACUGUCGGCCGUGUUUAGCGCUCCGGGAACAUACGAUUUAGGUUCUAGACUCUCUGUGGCAGCAGCUACCGCCGAGGGAGAUGCAGAAUACGUUAAUCAAAUUUGUCGCGUUCAAUCCGUAAUAAUUAUUUUAGAAACUGACCACAGCUAG